AAAGAGUGUCUGAAAUUUGGUGGUAAUGUGUGGUAGCAUCCUUACUUUGCUAUUGAAGAACUUUGUAAUUCUGAUGCUGUUUAAUGAUUUGAAUUGCACGCAGGCUACAUGCCAUUUUUUGACCGCCAUUUUCCAUUCCGCCAUUGCCAUUUUCUGACCUAAAAUGAAUUGGACUUGAAAUUUGCAGAUAACAUGUCAGCAAGAUACCCAAUAGGUCACUGGAUAUGCCAAAUUUAACAGCAUUACUCACCACUACUUUUAUGCUGUCUGAAAAAUUUAAGGGGUUACAUCAAACCCCCUGGCCUGGUAAGGGUUAAAACUAAAAAAUGGCAUUUGGCAUAGGUACCAUCAUCAUUGGGUACCAUAUUCAGCAUUAUCCCUGCCUUCAGUUGACCCUGAGAAGUGAGAACUGCAGGAAUUCACAAAAUAAAAAAAUCAAAGGAAUUGGAAUGAUUAAGGAACACCCUUUUUAGGCUUGAGAAGUGAGACAAUUACACAUGAAUGCUUAUAAUGUUUCUGUGUGAAAUUACUACACUGGCACCAACACUGCCAACAAUUGAAUUCAAGGUACAUUGUAUGCUGCUCAUGUUUCAGCACAGUCUUCAGGAUUUUAUGGUCAUAGGUGCUGGCUGUUGGUAGUGCAUUUCCUUCUUGCAGGUUUCCUGUGAAGCUAUGCCCCAAAGUGAUGAAAAAUAUGGUAGUGAGGUUCCUCAAGAUAGUGAUAAGGAUAAAUGUGUGAAGAGUGAGCCACAUGAUUUAAAAACACCACCUGCUGAAAAGAAAACAGGAGCUGGUGAUGACAAGAGGGCUUCAGAUAACAGUGCAAAAGUUGACUAUGGAUAUGACUUAUAUCCUGAAAGACAAGGUGGCAAGUACAAGCCCAGUGUCUGGGAACAUUUCUUCCUACAUGAGGGAGAGAAUCUCAGUGACCAAAUAACUUGUGAGAAAAAUGUUUACAACUGUUUUAAGAAAAGUCAUGGAGUCAAGCUAAUGCUAGCUGCUUUGAAAGCUUCGGGCUGCCCGGUGGACAUGAGCAGAAAUGUCUCUUGCGAGACAUGCGAGCACAUCGUCACAGGAGGGUACGACCCCUCAACAAACCAGAUUGUUGUGUGCCAGAACGUGGCUCGAAAGGAGAACGUGGUACAAGGCAUUCUUGUUCACGAGCUUAUUCACAUGUUCGACUUUUGUACCAAAAAGGUGAAUUUCGCGAAUCUGGAGCACUUGGCCUGCACGGAGAUUCGUGCAGCGAACCUGACGCACUGCAGCUACAUUAGCUCAAUCAUGCAAGGCGACUCCAGUCCCAUCAACAUCAAGCGGACACACCAGGAGUGCGUGAAGAACAAGGCGGCCUGCUCACUGGUGGCGGCGCGCGGCAUCAGCAAGCGGGAGGCAGUGCGCAUCGUGGACCUCGUGUUUCCGCAGUGCUACGGCGACCUGGAGCCGAUCGGCCGACGGGUGCGGCGCAACAGCGACGAUAUUCGCCGCGCGUACCUGGAGCGCCACAAGUACGGCUACGUAUGACGGUUGCCGGCGGCGCCAGCGGCGGCGGCUCCCGGACCUCGCGACUGCCCCAGUUAACGCCACGGAGAUGGGCCCGUGUUGCUGGCGCCACCGCUGCUGCAGACCCGGAACAGUAGGUCAUUAUUUGUUAUUUUCCUUGACGUUUGAUUGUUGGUAACAAAUCGUGUACAAUGAUCACUUUCUGUGCAUGGUGUUGAAUAUAAGAUUCGCUUUUUAGGUCA
Messenger RNA from Amphibalanus amphitrite, 1742 nucleotides. Its product is annotated as mitochondrial inner membrane protease ATP23 homolog. Gene Ontology annotation, molecular function: metalloendopeptidase activity. Gene Ontology annotation, biological process: mitochondrial protein processing; mitochondrial proton-transporting ATP synthase complex assembly. Gene Ontology annotation, cellular component: extrinsic component of mitochondrial inner membrane. The record is from RefSeq and is a predicted model, not a curated record. The transcript is spliced from 6 exons. The coding region runs from base 673 to 1521 and encodes 282 amino acids. NCBI's taxonomy places the organism in Eukaryota, Metazoa, Arthropoda, Thecostraca, Balanomorpha, Balanidae.